AACACAUAGUAAAGAAGCAGUCAAUUACGUUUUAUAACGUGGUGAUUAGUUGGAACAUCCAGGGAACGAAAAACGAGAAUAAAGUAUGUCAUUUUCCACACAAACUCCAACCAUUGUGGUUUUAAAAGAAGGAACUGAUUCCUCCCAGGGAAAAGGUCAAAUUAUUAAUAACAUCAAUGCGUGUGUUGCUAUUCAAGAAACCUUGAAGCCUACCUUGGGUCCCUUUGGGUCUGAUAUCUUGAUAGUUUCGUCCAAUUCCAAGACCACCAUUUCAAAUGAUGGAGCUACUAUUUUGAAAUUAUUGGAUAUUGUUCAUCCAGCAGCAAAAAUGUUGGUUGACAUUUCAAGAGCACAAGAUGCCGAAGUUGGUGAUGGUACCACUUCUGUUACUAUUUUAGCAGGGGAGUUCUUAAAAGAAAGUAAGAGUUUUAUUGAAGAUGGGAUUUCAUCACAUUUAAUCACCAAAGGAUUAAGAAAAGCAUCUGAAUUAGCAGUUAAAAGAAUUGACGAAUUAGCAAUUGAAAUUAAAAAGGGCGAUAACGCCGAGUUCCGUCAAUUAUUAGAAAAAUGUGCCAAAACUGCCAUGUCUUCUAAAUUGAUUAGUAAAAAUAGUGAUUUUUUCACCAAAAUGGUUGUUGAUGCCGUUUUAAGUUUAGAUUCAGAAGAGUUGGAUGAAAAAUUGAUUGGGGUUAAAAAAGUUCCAGGUGGUAGUAUGGAAGAUUCAUUAUUUAUUGAUGGGGUUGCUUUCAAAAAAACUUUUAGUUAUGCUGGGUUUGAACAACAGCCAAAAAAAUUCACUAAUGCUAAGAUUUUAAACUUAAAUGUUGAAUUAGAAUUAAAAGCAGAAAAGGAUAAUGCUGAAGUCAGAGUUGAACAAGUUCAAGAUUAUCAAGAUAUUGUUGAUGCUGAAUGGCAAAUCAUUUUCAAUAAAUUAGAAAGUAUUGAGAAAACCGGUGCUAAUAUUGUUUUAUCUAAAUUACCAAUUGGUGAUUUGGCUACCCAAUAUUUUGCUGAUCGUAAUAUUUUCUGUGCUGGUAGAGUAACUAAUGAAGAUAUGGAUCGUGUCAUAAAAGCUGUUGGUGGUUCUAUUCAAUCAACUACUACUAAUAUAACAUCUGAAGAUUUAGGUGAAUGUGAAAUUUUUGAAGAAGUCCAAAUUGGUUCUGAAAGAUAUAAUAUAUUUAAAGGUUGUCCACAAACUAAAACUUGUACAUUGAUUUUAAGAGGUGGUGCUGAACAAGUAAUUGCUGAAGUUGAAAGAUCUUUACAUGAUGCAAUCAUGAUUGUUAAAAGAGCUGUUAAACAUAAUAAGAUUGUUGCUGGUGGUGGUGCUAUCGAAAUGGAACUCUCUAAGUAUUUAAGAGAUUAUGCUAAAACUAUCGCUGGUAAACAACAAUUAAUCAUUGCUGCUUUCGCUAAAGCUUUGGAAAUCAUUCCAAGACAAUUAUGUGAAAAUGCUGGUUUCGAUGGUGUCGAAUUAUUAAACAUUUUAAGAAGUACUCAUGCUAAAGGUGAAACUUGGUACGGUAUUGAUUUCCAAAAAGAAUCCGUUGGUAAUAAUAUGAAAAAUUUCAUUUGGGAACCUGCUUUAGUUAAAACAAACGCCAUUCAAAGUGCCACUGAAGCUGCUACCUUAUUAUUAUCUGUUGAUGAAACAAUCAAAAAUGAAGAUGAUCAACAACAAGGUGGUGGUAGAGGUAGAGGUGCUUAUUAAGAUCAAAGUUGUGGGAAACUAGGGCAGUGCCCUCACUUAUGUACUCUUAGUCUAUUUCUUUUUAUCUUCUUUAAAUGGCCAUUUCUUGUAUAUUGAUAACAUACCCUUUCAACCCCCUUUUUUUUUCAUUUUACCAUAUAUAUUAACAUAC
Messenger RNA from Hyphopichia burtonii NRRL Y-1933, 1865 nucleotides. RefSeq names its product chaperonin-containing T-complex subunit (gene CCT7). The record is from RefSeq and is a predicted model, not a curated record. Gene Ontology annotation, cellular component: chaperonin-containing T-complex. Gene Ontology annotation, biological process: protein folding. Bases 86 to 1714 code for a protein of 542 amino acids. The transcript has a single exon. NCBI's taxonomy places the organism in Eukaryota, Fungi, Ascomycota, Pichiomycetes, Serinales, Debaryomycetaceae. Gene Ontology annotation, molecular function: ATP-dependent protein folding chaperone; ATP binding; ATP hydrolysis activity.